AUGGUUGAGACAUACGGCAAGAAGCGCAAGAGGGUGGCCGACUCGGCUGCCACCUCAAAAAAAAAGGUCACUAUCGCUGGCCCUCCUGCGACCGUCAGCGUGUCGAAACUGGUGAUACCCAAGUCCUGCCCCCCAGUGAUCGCUAUGACUCCGGGAUUUGAACUUCCAAAUGACUUGGUUUUCCACCACUACGAGUCGAAAAGCGAGGCCCGAGCCAAGAGCAAACAGCCCAAGACCGCGAUGGAGAAGAAGCUGAUGUUGCAUUCGACGUCGCAUCACAGCAUCAACUAUACUGCCCGAGAGGAGGACUCCCAGCCCGGUUCUAAGCCACUACUGAACCAUUUCCUCGGCAUCUAUGACCCCAAGACUGGCAAGAUGGAGGUGGUGCAGGCGAAGAAGAUGGUGAUGCGCAGCACUGUACGGGCUAAACAGGCUUCCGCGGACGCUAUGGAGGAGAAGGGAGCGAAGCAGAGCAUGAUGGAUCUCAAGACUGACCUUGGUCAAACAUUCGGAACGAAGAAGGCGAAAAAGGCAAUCAACGAGCGUGUGCUCAACGCUAUUUCACCACAAAAGAAGACCGGCGACCAACCAGCUGAAAUCGACGAUGCAUCUCGCGCCAUGCUCCAAUCGGUUGGCAAGGUUGCUGCCGAAAUGGCAACUCGUGAGCAGCUCCAAGCUGUUGUCGACGAUGCCAAGCCUCUGCCGCCCGUCAACCUCAAUGCCGAAGCGAUCCAGGACGCCUACGACCCUAAGGUGGUCAUUGGCGCCGAUAUCCUCGACAUGGUGCCCAUCCGCGAAUGGCAAGAAAAGGUGCGCCACAAGGAGGGUGUGCAGACAGUCUCGCGCUUUGUCGCCUCGCGCGUCAACGCCAUUGCCAGCAACCCCGAGGGCGAAGAGCGCCUGCGCGUGUUGCGCUACUUGUCCUUUGUGGUUGCUUUUUACCUCAACACCAAGCCCGGCCGCCAAAAGGGCACGCGGUCCAUUCCGUCGCGCGAGAAGCUGCGCGAGGCGCUCGCCCCGGCCCCCGAGGCCGUCGUCGAAAACAUUCGGCGCAAGUUUUCCGAGGCGGGCGAAAUGCGCAAGUUUCACAUUGACCUGCUCAUGACGCACCUGUGCGUGUUUGCGUGCAUCACGGACAACUUUGAGGUUGACACGCAAGACUUGCGCCAUGACAUGCGCACCGACGACAAGACCAUGAACCAGUACUUUCGCGAAAUCGGCGCGCGCGUCAAGCCCGUCACGAAAAAGGCCGACGGCCAUGUGACGUCGGUUGCGCGACUGAUUCUUCCCCUCGACUUCCCCAAGCAGAGAUAUAUUGCGCCGCGCAAAAAGUAG
Molecule: messenger RNA, 1335 nt
Organism: Beauveria bassiana ARSEF 2860
Lineage: Eukaryota; Fungi; Ascomycota; Sordariomycetes; Hypocreales; Cordycipitaceae
Product: A49-like RNA polymerase I associated factor
Exons: 2
Coding region: 1-1335 (444 amino acids)
Biological process (GO): RNA polymerase I preinitiation complex assembly; nucleolar large rRNA transcription by RNA polymerase I; transcription elongation by RNA polymerase I
Cellular component (GO): RNA polymerase I complex
Molecular function (GO): DNA binding
Source: RefSeq, a predicted model, not a curated record